Aspergillus melleus is the source of this 2841-nucleotide messenger RNA. RefSeq names its product Zn(II)2Cys6 transcription factor. Gene Ontology annotation, molecular function: DNA-binding transcription factor activity, RNA polymerase II-specific; transcription cis-regulatory region binding; zinc ion binding. Gene Ontology annotation, cellular component: nucleus. The coding region runs from base 166 to 1560 and encodes 464 amino acids. The record is from RefSeq and is a predicted model, not a curated record. The transcript has 2 exons. Gene Ontology annotation, biological process: positive regulation of transcription by RNA polymerase II. Lineage: Eukaryota; Fungi; Ascomycota; Eurotiomycetes; Eurotiales; Aspergillaceae.
UCCGACGGCUAAAUAAAAGUACCUUUUGCCACUCACAUCCCUACUUUUCCACUUUUCACUUAUCGUGAGACCAUCCCAUCAACCUCGCUAAUGAAGCACCAAUCAAACAACUCGUCCAGGCCGCAUCGUCCCCUUUGAUCCGUUGAAGCGUUCUCAUCUCUUCAUAUGGCCUCUACGGGACCGUCUGUGCCCACUGCCAAUAAAGACUGUCAAAAAUGCAAAUCCCGACGUAUCCCGUGUGAUCGGACCCAGCCCAAGUGCCGAAAAUGCAUCUCGCGGGAUUUCGACUGUCCGGGGUAUGGAGUGCAUCUGCGAUGGGAUCAAGGCGUUGCAAGCAGAGGAAAGUUCAUGGGGAAAUGUGUGCCUGUAGAGAAAGAGGUCCCAUCACCCCUCACUAUUCAGCCCACUUCAAUCUUCAAUAAUCUCACAUCCCAACUACUUCGCCACUUUAACGAAGGUGUUGCCACGAAACUCGCCUGGGUUGAUGGCCCGGGCAACCCGUGGCGGAAUAUCGUCUUACCUUUAUCACACACUUCGCCGACGGUCCUCUUCUCCGUGCUGGCCAUGGCAUCGGAGGAUCUCGCAUGCAAGUACCCGGCCGAUCAUCCUUGGUUCGGUAGAUUGCAGGCCGUGUCCGGUUAUAAUCGCGAUAGGGCUCUUUCAUCGCUGUCGCAGCAGUUGAGCCUCUUUCAGACUGUUUCGAAUCCAUCGACUUGGGUCCAUCCCGCGCGUUGUGCCUUGGCUUCUGUGCUCCUUCUUUACAAUCUGGAGUUACUCACGGCUGAGGCUGAUCGAUGGCUAAUCCACAUUCAAGGUGCGAGGGCAAUCGUACAAUGGAAGACUCAAACGACGCAGCAUGCCGGCUCGGUCGAUCUCUCCGACGUCUUUCUUCUCUACGAAUACUACUACACUUCCGUCUUUAUUAAUCUAACGCGAUUCGACCCAAAUGACGACAUAUCCGAAAACAUCCCUACUCAUGGCAGCAUCAGCUUCUUCUCCGAAUACGUUCGCAUCAUGCACGCCGUCACCCGAGCCGAGCGCCUAAGAUCGACCCCCUGGUUGAACUCGAAUAUCCCCCGUCUCGAGGAGGUCUUCGACGAAACCGAAGCCGCAAAGUACAAAAUCAUCCAGAUGGGUCAAACCAUGGAGUUCAAAUCCAGCGAGGCCCGCUGUGACUUCGAAUACCUCGUAUAUAUGUACUACCAUGCGAUCCUCAUCUACAGCCAUCGCGUUCUCUCGGACGACCCUUCCGAAAGAUUUAUCCGGAUAUCACGAGACGCCAUCUUGACGCAUCUUUCCUAUCUUUCGCGCAGUGCGUACUUCGCGCACGAUCUGGUGUGGCCGUUGUUUAUAGCGGGAACCGAGUGUCGCGGGAUUCCGAGUAUGCAGGAGACGAUCGAGCAUGCGAUGUUGAAUAUCAUGCAGCUUAGCGGGAGUCUGGAUCGGCAUCGGGUCUUGUCGUUUCUGAAGACGUUUUGGGCCUUGGAUCUCGAACCGGGUGUCACGUGGAUUCAUUUGGCAAGGGCAAAAUCUGUCAAUGAGAGCUUCUUAAUAGUUUGAUGUUGAACGGAAGAUAUGUGAAGCUGGAACUGCUCAAUACCCCUUUUCUUCUCAAAUGGUUCUCGGACCGGGUGAUCCCUCCUCCGCCAUUAUAUCUGGCAACCAGAGCAUGCUACUCCGAUCGUCACCACCAUGUUAGCUAUGGGGCCUGUCAACGGCGUUGUUCUCCGCUCGAGGUGGUUGGAAGGUCGGUGAGGUGUUGGUGUCCAUGCGUGCUGUACCGGCCUGCAUGGAAGAGGUUGGAACCAAAUGUAGCAAGCUUGAGGGUUGGGGCAACAGUAAUCAAUCAAGUCACCGGCAAUAUCAGAUGAACUGGAAACGGGCGAAUCUGUCACGCUACGGGGGCCGAAGCGUUUUAAUAAUGAUUCGUGCUUGUCAUUGCUCGGUGGCUCUAAACGCAAUCGAUGAGUGGAUACCCCGUGCAGGGGAUUUGAUCCUGCAGACAGCUGCAGGUUUCUAUGCGAGGAUCUUUUAUGGUCUAUAUUUCCAUCUCAAAUCUGUACAUACAGGAUGGCCGAGAAUCUAAUUCCUUACCUCGACAUUCGAAUCGAGCCAGACAUGCCACCAGACAGUAUUGAUUUAUACUACUCACCUACCAUUCUACGUCAACCAUCUGCUCCCAGCACACAGCGGCACUGCCAUCUAUCUAUAUCCGAACUUUUAACGCACCCAAGCGAAAAAAAGACCUCACCUCGGCACUUUCAAAGGCUAUGAUUGGCUGAAAAAGAAAAGCAAACGCUGACUAAGUUGGCCCCACCCAAAAGCUUAUUGAUACAUCUUGGCUCCCUGAUCGGGACUAGGGCCCUCGUGCCAACCGGCGAUAUCAGGAUGGCCGACAAGCUGGACUUGCUUUUGACCCUCUUCACCCCCAGAAAGAUACUCGGAGAGGGCACCAUUGUCGCUCAUCGAAUUGACUCUUAAUAUUGUUGACGCGAAACAGUACCUGUGUGGUCCCCCACUAACCCAGAUUGGGCAGCCAAGAUGUCAAUCCCCCAUUCUUGCUGUCGGCCACAUGUUAUCUACAAAUGGGAGCCAUCGAUCUUGAACCAAAGAUAGCGCGUGCCGCACGCCAACAUAAGCAACCCACAACUGUAUCACUACCGAGAGUGGACUUGAUGCCUCCGGGCUAUUGGAAAAUUUUCACUGGUUCUCAUCUGCAACUUCUUCGAUCGACCUCAUUGCAAGUCUUUCGCUCCUACAUUGGUUACUUUUGACCGUUUUUCUUUCUUCCCGUGGCCGAGACAGCGCAUCCUGCAGCCCAUCCAUGCAGACCGCGGGCUA